Messenger RNA from Uloborus diversus, 1625 nucleotides. Its product is annotated as coiled-coil domain-containing protein 91-like. Lineage: Eukaryota; Metazoa; Arthropoda; Arachnida; Araneae; Uloboridae. The record is from RefSeq and is a predicted model, not a curated record. The coding region runs from base 142 to 1347 and encodes 401 amino acids. The transcript has 10 exons.
UCCAAAUCAAGUCUUGUUUGUGUUUAAAAGGAUUUAAUUUUCAAACUUCAAGAAUUUCUGCUACGUUUGAGCGAACGUUUAAAAGCAUAUGAGAAAAAACGUAUCAAAAUUAGUGGAAAAGAAGAAUAGUUUAAAUACCUAAUGAGCAGUAAUGGUCAAAACCAUCGGGUGCCUGAGGCACACGAUGCAGUUGAUGAUGGUCCUGAGGAAGAUGAUGACUUUGGCGAAUUUGAAGGAUUUGAAGUAGGUGGGAUUGAGAGAAUGCAAGCCCAGCCAGCACCUUCGCCUUGGGCUACGUUCCCUGAUCUCCUGCCUGUGCAGACAAGUCCGGCUACACCAGCUGAAGAUGGCCAGGCAUCCUCCUCACGAAACAAUGCUGCAGGACGUGAAGCUUGGCAACCCAUUGCAGCCGCAGCUGCUUGGCCUGGACCAGGUUUGAUUCAUGACGAUUCCAGACCCAUGCCUCAACAAAUGCGGACUCUCAAUCCUCCAGAUGUUUCUCUUGGCACAAACCAAGCAGUGGGUGGCAGGAUUACUCCUGAUAAUGUGCAUGAUGCAGCUCUUGCAGUUGUCAUGGAUCACAUGGAUGGUGGCUUAGAUGCUCGUUUGCCAGUAGCACAAAUAGAUAUGCUUAAUCAACAGUUAGAAAGUGCUGAGCAUGGGAGAGCACUUUUAGAAGAGCAAGUUGAUGGACUUAGACAGAGAAAUGUAGAAUUAGAACAACAGGUAGUUAGUAGUCAGGCUCAAAUCAAUGAUCUUCAGGCCAGGUUGCAGAGAAAUCAGGAAACUUUGGAGCGAAGGCUAUCUGAACUAAGAGAUCUAAACAGUGCAGAUUUGCGAGAAGAUUUACGACGAAUUCAAGCAGAAAUUGCGGCUAUUAAAGAAUCUCAUCUGACAGAAAAGAAUGAAAUAGAAACUUCCAGACAGAAUCUCGAGGAAAUGAAAACAGGAAUCUGUAACAGACUACAAAAUUUAGAAUCUAACAUCCAAAGAGAGUAUGUAGAAAUGGAAAGAAGGCUGUCAAAGAAAUUUGAUGAACAAUGUCUUCAGGUGAAAGAAGCUAUUGAAGCUGUAGUUCAGCAAACAGCACAACAAGUAUCAGGAAGUUUGUCAAAUUUAGUUUGUGAGGCUGUGCAAAACUCAAAUGGUGGAGAACAUCAGGGCAAUAAUUUGUUACAGUCAAUUAAACUAGAACUUGAAAAGCAUAAAGACCAACAAAAAAGGGUGUUGGAAGAAGAGAGGCAACGUCAACUGAUAACAGUAUCAUCGGCUCUGCAGUCAGCCCUACAGCAUCUAAAUAGUGCUAUAAAUGAAGACACAAAAUUGAAAGACGGUGACAUAUCUUGAUUACAUUUUUCAACUUUUAAUUCAUAUUGUUCAACUCAUAGAAGCUGCACAAGUGAUGGAAAUUUUGUUUUUGUUGUGUUCAUUAAGUUUAUACAUGUGAAGAUGUGGUUACUUAUGCAACCUUGAUGUAAUAAGUAGGAUCAUUGAGAUGUGAAUUAUACAUAUAUACAUAAAUCUAUAUAUACAUAUACAAAUUAUUCAUUUAUAUAUAUUUGUGCAAACUGGCAAAACGAUUUUUAUCUCUUCAAGUUUGUAAAUAGCAAAGUUAUUACUCUGAA